Molecule: messenger RNA, 261 nt
Organism: Seminavis robusta
Lineage: Eukaryota; Bacillariophyta; Bacillariophyceae; Naviculales; Naviculaceae
Source: the annotation of a GenBank genome assembly
AUGGAGAAACAGUCCCCUUGCUUUGAACUGGAGGAAGUUCACGUUGGUACAACCGCUGAGGAGGAUGAACGUCUUUUGGACUUGCAGAUUCGGAUUGCUUAUCAUCUUCGUCUCAACGCAUCGGGUCGACGACGGCUUUUGCGAGACUACGGUUUCGUUCCGAAAGAUGUCCUUGUGGAUGUGUUGGGCAACUGCUCCGACAAUGUCCCCUGUCUGUACUACUUCUUGAAGCUGAAUCCGGAAAUCGUUGAUGCGCAUUAA